UAGAAAAAAAAAAAAAAACAAAAUCAAUAAACAAAUUCACAAAGGAACAGGACGCAACUAUUUUGGAUUUGCUUGGACUCAAAACAAAUGGCCCAGUCUUCACAAAUAAAUCAAUCGCCUCCUGCAAAGGGAAAUAAUGGAGUCGCAACGGAAGAUGUCACUCCAGAAAGCGAAUUUGAGGGAUUCCAUAACUACACUGCAGCCGAAGUUUUCAUACAAGGUCUAGCUGGAUUAGUAAAUCAAGGCGAUGUCGAAACCAUGAUACGCGCGCAGAAACAAAUGUUACAGCGCUUUGAGAAGACGAAUGAGAUGAUGUUAAACUGUAAUCAAUUAUCACAAAGUCGCCUGAAAAAUGCAAACGACGACUUUAAAAAGCAUGUAAAAUUGUUAACUGAAAUGAAAAAGGAUCUUGAUUACAUUUUUCGAAAAGUGCGUUCCAUUAAACAAAAACUGAACCAACAAUAUCCCUUAGCCUACGCCGAAGCCCAACCACAAAGAAGCAGCUUAGCUGAAGAAGCAGAAGACGAGACAGAAGUAGCGAGU
Molecule: messenger RNA, 543 nt
Organism: Rhagoletis pomonella (apple maggot)
Lineage: Eukaryota; Metazoa; Arthropoda; Insecta; Diptera; Tephritidae
Product: kxDL motif-containing protein CG10681-like
Exons: 2
Biological process (GO): lysosome localization
Cellular component (GO): BORC complex
Source: RefSeq, a predicted model, not a curated record